AUGGCCUCCGUCUGUCGCUACCGCUCUUGUUUUAUUGCACCAAACAGUCCGGGCUUGAAGCCUUGUUCAAACACUUACCUGGUUGCCUCCUGUUUCCUACUCGUGUAUACCAUCGCUCUGGAGCUUCACAGGCCAACAUGCUUGGCAUGCAAAACUAGCAACGAAUAUCCAAAGGCGUCCAAACUUCGACCCCGCGAAAUUACCGUACCCCUCUCUACUAGCGAGAAUGCCACUCCGGCGCGAAAAAAACCUCAAGUCAAGGUC
Molecule: messenger RNA, 264 nt
Organism: Opisthorchis viverrini
Lineage: Eukaryota; Metazoa; Platyhelminthes; Trematoda; Opisthorchiida; Opisthorchiidae
Exons: 1
Source: RefSeq, a predicted model, not a curated record